Molecule: messenger RNA, 1574 nt
Organism: Pelagomonas calceolata
Lineage: Eukaryota; Pelagophyceae; Pelagomonadales; Pelagomonadaceae
Source: the annotation of a GenBank genome assembly
AUUUUUUUUGCAUCAGAUAAGCAUAUUGACCUCAAGAACGCUGUCAAGUCGUUCUGAACCAGCUGGCAAGCUGCACGUACUUCCACAGCCACGCUUGUCAAGCACAGCGACUCCGAAGCUCUGCGGUCACGUGCACAGUGAGAACAACAAGGCUGGCAUGCGAAGUUUCCUGGCCGUCGUCGCCGUAUCGGCAUCCGCGACGGCAUUCGUCGUGCCGGCCCGUCGCCAUGCAUUGACGCGCCGCGCAGCGCACGACGACGGUGACACGAUUACGCAGCUCAUCGACGCGAAGGAGGCCGAGCUCGCGGACGCCGACGCCGUGACGACGACCAAGACGACCACAACGAUGCCGAACUACGUCGAGCAGGCCAACUAUUUUGAUGGAGACCGCCCUGCGCCGGCGUGGGAGCUCGCGCAGACGAACUUUCUCAAGCAGGGCGCGACGAUCCUAGGACAGGUGGCCGAAAGCAUCGGGCUCCAGAAGCGGGACCCGGGCGCCGUGCCCGCGUCGCUGGGCCUCGUCCUGUCGAACGAGGCCGUGACGGAGGCCGAGCGGAAACGCGAGGCGUCGGGCGGCCGCGUCGACGCGCACCCCGUGUCGCGCAAGCUCUAUGAUGUGGGGUGCCUGUUCUUGGACACGCUCUUCGACGAGCGGCCCAUACAACGCUUCUGGUUCCUGGAGGUCAUCGCGCGGAUUCCCUACUUCUCGUACGUCUCGAUGCUGCACCUCUACGAGUCCUUCGGGUGGUGGCGCGGCCCAGAAUUACGCAAGGUCCACAACGCGGAGGAGUGGAACGAGUUGCACCGCCCUGUGUGAAAUCAACCAGUGAGAAUUGUGGUGCCGUUACGGGGACGACGUCGCGUCGAUGGGGCGUCCGCAAAUUUGAUUUCCACACAGGCACCACCUCCUGAUCAUGGAGGCGCUCGGGGGGAAUUCGCUGUGGUCCGACCGCUUCCUGGGCUACCACGUCGCGAUUGGGUACUAUUGGAUCCUCAACGUCGUAUUCUUUUUCAGUCCUAGGAUCGCGUACCAGUUCAUGGAACUGCUAGAGGCGCAUGCCGUCGACACGUACGGCACGUUCGUCGUCCAAAACCGCGAGCGGCUGGCGGAGUUACUGGCAGUGCACAAAUCAGAUUUCGCUGCGCUUCUCAUUAACGCGGCGCUGCUCGACGGAUCCACCCAACUCACUGAUUGAUUGCGCACAGGUUACCGGCGCCCGCCGUCGCGACGUCGUACUACUCGUCGGGCGACUUGUAUCUCUUCGACGACUUCCAGGUCUCGACGCCGCCGGAGACGCGCCGUCCCGACUGCGCGACGCUGCUCGACGUCUUCACGAACAUCGCCAUCGACGAGGGCGAGCACGUCAAGACCAUGCAGGCGUGCCAGGACUACGCGCGCAUCGGCGCGCGCGUCGUGUCGCCUCAUAUGGACGGCGCGCACGCGGCCGAGUCGCGGGAGAAGUGGGUGCGCUGGGCCGCGGAGGUCAACGAGGCGGCGAAGCACUAGCCGGACUGUGCAAGCGAGGCGUUGCGUCGCCUCUGUCGUAUCUGUAUCUAACUGAGUGUUAAUAUAA